This is a messenger RNA of Hordeum vulgare subsp. vulgare (domesticated barley), 1048 nucleotides long. RefSeq lists its product as uncharacterized. NCBI's taxonomy places the organism in Eukaryota, Viridiplantae, Streptophyta, Magnoliopsida, Poales, Poaceae. The transcript has a single exon. The record is from RefSeq and is a predicted model, not a curated record. The coding region runs from base 363 to 758 and encodes 131 amino acids.
AUCCUCCCCGAGCAACCUCCCGUCGCUGUCUCCCUGGCUUCGGCGGGCCUCCCGCCGCCGCCCCCUCGGCCCCUUCCCGCCGCCACCUACGCCGGCACCUAAGCACCUCCGCCGCCGACCAUCCGUACCACGACGCGCCUCCGUCACCCCGGCUCCGACACACCUCCAUCUGUCGUCGUUGCCCACCGGAAAUCCGCGGCCGCCGCCACCGACAACCUCUUCCGCGGCCGCCCACCAGAAACACCAGGCACCUCCACAUCCUACCGGAUCCCACCGGAUCCCACCGGCGAAGCUAGCCCCGACAAACUCCCGCGUUCCUCCUCUUGCCGCUGCCCUGGAGAGGACCCUCCCGAGCCUGCGUAAUGGUGGAGCUCUCCUGUCCAAGUGGGUCUUAUCCACGCAUGCCCUUCUUCGUCACCCCGCUGGCCAGGAUCCCCACCCCACGCUGUCCUGGCCGGCCACAUCGACCUUCUCACGGGGGCCACCUUGACCUUCUCGAAGGAAGGUUCAUCCAUGGAGCGGCCGAGUCGUACCUGGCUCGCCACGCACCUCCGCCCUCUGUCACCAAAUACACUGCCACCGCAUGGAGCUUCCAGCACACCGCCUCGACCUACCUUUCCAGUGCCAAGCUUCCAUUAUGCGUCGUCGGCUACCACUCACGACAGUGUGGCUACUUCCCUCCCCGUUGUGAUAGCAGCGAGCGGCCGCUCGUCCGUUCGUCUGCUCUUGGCUCGUUGUAUUUGGAAAAGUUCAGAUAAACUAACUGAACUCAUGUGCUGCUUCGUCUAAAAUACGAUUUGUGCUACUGAUUACUAAAAAGUUCAGCAAAUGAUUUCCCAACAAUCAGAAGUUCAGGUCGCUAUGUGUUGAUAGUAUGAGCCAUUUUCAGAUCAGGGAUAUGUUCAACAGUACUGAAUUUUAGUCCAGGCUUUUGGGUUCUGCCCUUUCUGUGGCACCAUUAAUUUCCAUAUAUAUGUGGGCAAAAGUAGUAUCUUCUUGCAAGUUCGGAAAGAAUAAGAAAUGGAGUUCAACGUGAUCUAGGGGAAAA